AUGUUUCAAGACUUGCCUAAAUUACAGCACUUGCAAAUUCGUAACUAUUUCCGAGAGCCUGAGAAGCAAAAACAAUUUAGAAAUAGAUUUAAGGGCAGUUUAAAGCCACUGAGAACCUCGCCUAAGUUAGAAGAAUUACAUAUUAAUAAUACUGAUAUUAGUAGUGGUUUGGAAUACUUGCCGGAAAAUGUGGAGUUAGUGAUUUAUUGUAGUGCAAAAUUGCGACCAGAAUCUCUUUGUAAAGAACUGCUAAAAGAACUAGCGCCUUACGAAAAAGAGGAGUCUUUGCCUAAUAAAGAGCAGUUAGAAGAGUUGUAUAUGCAAAAGAGCAUAAAAUUUUCUGAUGAAAGCACAUCAGAACUAGAUUUCUUAAAAGACUUUAAAGGACUGGUGGAAUUGAACAUUGAAUACUGUCCUUUUGAAGGAAGUUUAAAGCAUUUAAGUGAACUAAAAAAUUUAAAGAGAAUUUACAUUAGCCAUACUGACCUGAGGGAAGGAAUAGAAGAUUUGCCAGAAAGUUGUAAAGAAAUCUAUUGUGAUUUUCAUUACAAAUCUAAACACAAGUCGAUAAAGAUUGCUAAAGAACUUGAAAGAUUAUAUGUUAUUCGAGUGCGAAAAAGACCACGAAUAACAGAAAAUUCCUCAGAACUAGGUGGUGGUUUACUAUUGGUGGGCCAAUCAGACACCGAAGACCCUAACUCUCAACUUUAUACUCAGACUGGAGGGGUAAUUGCCAUUGCCGCUCCCUUUAUUGAAACGCUUACUUCCUAUGUAAAUGAGCAAGUCUAUGAUGAUAAACAAAGGAGAUGGGAUGAAUUUGAGAGGGAUGUGGAAAAUCUUUGGGACAACUUUUAUGAAUUAAUCGGAAUAAUUGAACCUGUCAAGGAUUCUUUUCAAGGAAAAGCCAAAGUAGACAAGGCCCUUUCAGAUUUAUAG
Paraglomus brasilianum is the source of this 936-nucleotide messenger RNA. The record is from the annotation of a GenBank genome assembly. NCBI's taxonomy places the organism in Eukaryota, Fungi, Glomeromycota, Glomeromycetes, Paraglomerales, Paraglomeraceae.